UCCCAGCUUUCAGUCACUUUGUUUUUAUGUAGUAUGUGCUUCCUUACGAAAAGAGAAACGUGUCACUUUUCUAGUGGUUGUGAAGGAAAUUAAUGCUUUGUAUUAAUAGAUUUUGCAGUUAACAGCCUUCAUAUUACAGCUGAGUAAAUUGUGAUGGCAUCAGUUCCUGCAGCAGGGGAAGAGGGACUCCUACCAAGGCAGGUCGCAAGUAGGGCAGAAAGAACACUGUUAGGUGCACUCUUAGGUUAGAGCUUAGUAUUAAGGUGGUAAAGCAGUAGUGAGGUCUAUAAAUUCCUAUUUUUGUCUGCUGUGUAACUGAACUAGCACUAUGCCUUCCUAUACUUUCCUCUUCAGGAUGUGGGAAGCAUAUGAGGACUGUGGGGCUAGAGCAAGUCAUAGAGCACCACACACCUUCUCAGUGCCUCUGCCAGGGGCUGGAGGAGUGGUGGAAGGAGAGCUGGAGUGAGGGCAAGGCUCCAGGCACUGCGAUGGAACUCUGGUCCCUGUUGCCUUCACCUUCCUUCCCCUUGGGCACUCACUGGGUAGGGCUGGAUGUGCCCCAGAAUUUCUUAUGCACCAAGAAGUCAGCCCUGCCCAAAUCUCACAAGAUGUGGAGCAGAUACUGAGCUUUAGAAGAGAUCCUUCCAGGCAAAGCUUUCCUCCCCCAUCCAGCCCUUGUGGUGUGAGGGUAGCACACAGGCUGUGCAGCACUGGUGCACAAGUGGCCUUCCUGCACCGGCAUCCAGAACAGGCCCGGCUCCAAGGACCGGAAUGGAGAGCAGCAGUUCUGCAGUGGGAGGCAGGCCCUUGGAAAGUUGGGAAGCAUCCAGUCCUCUGCUCGUAACCCAAAAAGGCCGUGUCAUGCCCUGGCGUGCCUGGGCAGGGAGCCCUGCUCUGCAUGCUGAACGUGCUCUUGGCUGGGCUCUUGCUUUUGAAGAGAACUUUCCCAGAAACAGCUGUGCAGGAAUAACGGGUGCAGCAAUCCAACGUCUCCCUCGGGCCAAAGCUGCUUCGCUCCCUCGUGCAGUGCAGCACAGGGACAGCCCUGCUGGGCAGGGGCUGCUGGGUGCUGUGGGGAAGCCUGACUGUGAGAUGCCGUGCCUGGCACUCAGCCCACCAGGAAGGGCAAACAGAGCUGUCCUACUGAGAUGCAGUCAUCACCACCCCGGAGUGUAGCACUGUCAGUUUUCAAUUGCUCUGCUGUUCUCACCACCUGAUUUCUACAAAUAUAAUUUGAGUGUGCAGAGGUAAAAUGGACUUGAAUGACUCCUGGUGAAAGGAACUGCUGGAGGAGUUUGGACCAAAAGGAGUUAAGGAAUCCCAACUUGUUGAAGCAGUUCAAAGAUAUAAAAUCUUCAAAAAAAAAAAAAAAAAAUACUCCUGGCUUCAUCUCAAGGACAACUUGGCAGAAGGGAGAUAGAUGUGUGUUACUGCUAAACUUCAUAUCAGCAAGUGUUACCUGUGGAGAAUGCAAUAGGAAAAUAUCAAUUGUUCCCUUGGGGAUCCCCUCGUAUCCCCCACCCCAGCAGGCAGGCAGUGCUCUCACCUGGGCUGCCAUAGCCUUCUCCCUGCUUUGGGCUCUGAAGUGGAAGUCUGCAGGCUGUGUGAAAACCCAACCCUCAUGUUCUUAUGGGCAGAAGUAACGUCAUGGAAUUGAGAUGGAGCAAUAGCUUCUAAGACCUAAAGUUAAUGCUGCUAAGGCAAAAGCGAAGCUGCUCGCUGCAUGACCUCGAAGUAACGCAACUCGGAUUGCUCUCAUCAGACACUCCCUGAAGAAAUCACAGCGUAGCAGUUCUCCUUUCAGGGAUGGAUGAGACAAACAACAUCUGGUUUGCAUCCAGCCAGGACUCAACACAUUUGUGAGGAAGGAAGCUUUAAUAGGAGAGAAUGGCAAAAAAAAGCACUGCUUGCAGCAUCUGCCCCAAACUGUGCAACCUCUUAAUAAUAAAAAAAUUGGAGGAGGCUCAAGGGAGACCCCAGUGCUGUCCACAGAUCCCUGAAAAGAUGUUGUAGGGAGGCGGGGGUCGACCCCCUCUCCCAGGUCACUGCGAUGGGACGAGAGGGAACGGCCUCAAGUUGCCCCAGGGGAGGACCCCGUUGGAUAUUAGGAAGAACACCUCUGCUGAAAAAGCAGUUGGGCACUGGCACAGCUGCCCGGGGAGCUGCGGGAGUCAGCGUCCAUGGAGGUGUUCCAGAAGCGUGGGGAUGUGGCACUGAGGGACGCGGGCAGCGGGCAGCUGCGGGGGUGGACGGUGGCACUUGGUGAUCUUAGAGGUCUUUGCCAACCAGAGAGAUUCUGUCAUUCUGUGAAUGGAGCCAUUUAUUGCAACGAGAGGUAAUCAGCAGCAAACAACCACAAAGUAAAGCCUCGAGAACAUCACGGGAACACGGAAACACUUGACUGGGAUACUGAUGGAGCCACAGGCCCGGCAGCAUUCAGGUGGGGCCAGGAGGCUGGAUGUGUGGCCCAGUGCCUUCAGCAGCACCAACACGCCGGGUUCCUGCGGGGCUGCGUCCGGCACCGGGCCCCUCACUCUGCGCUGGCUGCAGGAGCCGCCGCCCUCCUGCUGGGGUGCCCUCACCCCUGUGACGUGUGAUGGCGUCACCGAGGGUGUCAGAGAGGGGCCAUUGUGACGCAUGGGGUGUGGAGCAGAGCUCAGGCUGCGGGGCUCAGGCGGAGCUCAGUGCGACUUGGUGAGGUUGGCACGUGGAGGAGAAAGCCCAGCACUGAUGGGACAGACACUCCGCAAGUGGUUGCCGUCAACGCGCACGGUGUGCGUGGAGACACAGGAGGCCGCCGGCUCGAGGGAGCCUGCAUGCGUGCUCUGUGGCCGAGUGGAUGAGGACUCGAGCAUCCUUGGGCACAAAAAAGAGCUCGGUGGAUUCUAUUUCCAUGAGUUUUGUGCGAUGUUUGCCAAUGAUCUCUGUGAACAUGUGGAAGCUGGCAGAAUGGCACAAUUUUCCAGAAAAGACCUGAUACGCACAGUGAGGCAGGCAGAGCAGACGCUCUGCUUCGUCUGUGGCAAGACAGGGGCCACCAUCACCUGCGCAGCGUUGGGCUGCGACCGCAGCUUCCAUCUCCCCUGCGCCUCGGAGGGCCAAUGUGUCACCCUGUACAUUGGAAAGUUCCGGUCCUUGUGCUGGGAGCACCGCCCGCAGCAGGCAGUGGAGGCAGCGCCGGCGCAGGACACGACCUGCAUCAUCUGCAUGGAGCCCGUGGGGGACAGCAGGUCGUACAGCACCAUGGUGUGCCCAUCCUGCCAACACGCCUGGUUCCACCGGGCCUGCAUCCAGGAACAGGCCAUGCGUGCCGGCAUCUAUUGCUUCCAGUGCCCCCUCUGCAGAGACAGGGACUGGUUUCUUCGAGACAUGGUCACUAUGGGGAUCCGAAUCCCAUUCAGAAAACCAACAUGGGAGGACAACAAUGCCUAUGCAUCCCUGCGAAUUCGACACGAUCGCUGUGAUGCCAGCAGCUGCCUUUACCCACGCGGCAGGGAGCGGGCAGAGAGAGAGGGGCCCUGGCAGCUGCUCCUCUGCAGCUCCUGUGCUGCACAAGGCACCCAUCGGCGCUGCUCCUUCUUGAGUCAGGGCACAGCCAGCUGGGAGUGCAACGCCUGUGCUGGAGAGGGCACCGCCUCCGGCAGCGGUGUGGACAGAGCUGGCCCCAGCACCGCCAGCCAGCAGGGACUGCCGCCUCUCAUAGGCCCCAUAACAUUGGAGAGCAGCAGCACCUCCAGCACCACCAGCACCACCAGCACCUCCAGCACCUCCAGCACCACCAGCACCACCAGCACCACCAGCCAGGCACCGUCGGGGCCAGCUCACGUUCCCAAGGUGCCUGAGAGCGGUGUCCCGCCUAACCAGCACAGGACAAAAUGGCGGAGAAUCUGCACACGUUUACAUCGCAUUGACGAUGAAUGGAACGAGCCCCAAGAAUGCUGCGGGAGCAGCCGUGCUGCAGCCCUGCUGAGCGUUGAGAGCAGCACCCCGAACUCUGCCAGCCAGGGUACAUCACGUCCCUCAAGGCACUCCCGUGCAGCUGGCUCCAGCCACCGGCGCAGACGGGGACAGCAGGAUCGCACAAGAAGCCGCUCUCCGCUGCAGCGCCAGGCCGCAGGUUCCCCGAGCCAGCCCCAAAGGCACCGUGGGAGCAGGCAGGCACCAGCCCUUAGUGAUGAGAGCGGCACCCACAGACACACAGGACAAGGAACACCGAGGUCCUCAAGAGUUUCCGCAGCGGCUGCUGGAAGCCGGUCCAGGCAGCCAGGGCGGGCCCGGACUCGAAGCCGCUCGCCUCGUCAACAUCGGGAUGCAGACACCCGCAGCCAGCCCCACAGACGCCGCAGGAGCCGGUCCAGGCGGCGACGGCCAGCCCAGGGGCGAAGGCCGCUCCCGGGUACCACGUCGGGCCCGGAAUACCCACCGCCGGCCCCACUGAUGCUGUAGGAGCAGCCGUGUGCAAGCUCCACUUGCUAUCCAAAGUCAUCAGAGUCCAUCGCAAUAAAACACAGUUCCAUCAUGC
Gallus gallus (chicken) is the source of this 4522-nucleotide messenger RNA. RefSeq names its product PHD finger protein 7-like. The record is from RefSeq and is a predicted model, not a curated record. Lineage: Eukaryota; Metazoa; Chordata; Aves; Galliformes; Phasianidae. Gene Ontology annotation, cellular component: nucleus. The transcript is spliced from 11 exons. The coding region runs from base 2638 to 4446 and encodes 602 amino acids.